CGGUCAGCUGCCGGCGCUUCAUACUGCGUCAUCACUAGUAGACGAAGCAUAUCGCACUGGAUCUAGUAAGUUUAUGCAAAGUACAUGCACAGAAAUUAUGGCCACAGACGAUGCAUUUAAAGUGUCUUCACUUAAGGCGAAAGUGACCCUGAUAACGGGUGCCAGCUCGGGCAUCGGUGCAGGCACGAGCGUCCUGUUCGCCAAACUCGGAGCCCUGCUGGCGCUGAACGGCCGAGACGUGGAAAACCUCAAGAAAAUAGCCAAAGAGUGCACCGACUGUGGAGCUGCCGAGCCGUUGCUUGUUCCCGGAGACCUUACAGACGAGGAGACGGUGAAGAAGACAGUGGAGCAAACUAUCGCUCACUUCGGCCGGCUGGACGUGCUGGUUAACAGUGCUGGUAUCUUGGCCAUGGGCAGCAUCGAGACAACAGACCUGGCUCAGUAUGACAAGGUCAUGAACAUCAAUGUCAGAUCUGUGUACCACCUGACUCAACUCUGUGUGCCCCACCUGAUCAAGUCCAAAGGCUCCAUCGUCAAUGUGUCCAGUGUCAAUGGACAGAGAUCAUUCCCUGGCGUGCUGGCUUAUUGCAUGUCCAAGUCCGCCAUUGAUCAGUUCACACGUUGCAUAGCACUUGAACUGGCAUGUAAGCAAGUCAGAGUGAACUCUGUCUGCCCUGGCGUGAUCAUCACUGAUGUCCACAAGAGAGCAGGACUAAACGAUGACCAGUAUGCCGAGUUUCUUGCAAAAUGCAAGCAGACCCAUGCUCUCGGUCGACCAGGGGAGGUGGAGGAAGUGGCCCACAGCAUCGCCUUCCUGGCGUCCGAUGCCGCCAGCUUCAUUACGGGAGUCAACCUACCCAUUGAUGGGGGCCGCCAUGCCAUGUGCCCAAGAUAAGAUCAUGUAUGUUAAGAUUAAAUUUCCAGUCUGUUAAUAUAGUGAUUUGUACCUCUAAGUCUGCCUGUGUUUUAUAUCAAAUAAGGCUGCAGUUAAAACUAAUCGAGGGGUGUUAAGAAGAAAAAGAAGCCAUUACUUCAAGGACACAAUUUUUUCCAUGUUUACAGUGGCAGUAGCUGUCAGGCUCUGACAGUUGUGGAAUUACUAGAAGUAAGCUAAAAUGUGCCACCACAAGCAGGCAGUUUAAAUGCAUUUUUCUCUGACUUUGCUAUGAAGUUUAAAAAAAAAACAUGAAAGCAA
Micropterus salmoides (largemouth bass) is the source of this 1195-nucleotide messenger RNA. RefSeq lists its product as uncharacterized. The transcript has 8 exons. NCBI's taxonomy places the organism in Eukaryota, Metazoa, Chordata, Actinopteri, Centrarchiformes, Centrarchidae. Gene Ontology annotation, molecular function: oxidoreductase activity. The coding region runs from base 74 to 895 and encodes 273 amino acids. The record is from RefSeq and is a predicted model, not a curated record.